AUGGAGGACUAUGGUGGAGGAGAUAUCCACACUGCAGCUCAUGAAGGACCUCAUGCUACAGCAGGUGGAGAUGCCCUGAAGGGAGCUGUGGCCCGCAGAGAGGAGUCCAUGCUGAAACAGAACAAAGAUUUGACAAUGAAGGGCAAGAGUGACUUACAAUCAUCCUCCAAGGUAUCUGAGGAGGAAGAAGGUGAUUAUGAGACUGUAAGUUCUUCCACUCUGGAGGCCAUCCAUGCUUUGAGAAUCCUUCCUGCCAAACCUCUACAAGAAUCCGAAUAUGCAGAUAAACGUUGCUUAAGGCCUUCAAGUACCACUUCCCCAAUGAAGAGCCAGCACACAUCUCAGCCCCCUCAAUAUUCAGCUGCCUCUGAAGACGCUGCCAAAGCAGUAUCAACCACUUCCUCCAGCGCCGCAGAUAAGCAGCCAGUUCUUUCAUACAAGGAAAACGCUCAGCCAAGCUCACACCUUUCCAAUAUCAGCAAAAGUCACAAGGGCCUCUCACAAGCCCUGCAAAAUCUGUCACCUCAGACAAAUGGCAGCUUUGCCUGCAAAAUAGCUCUGGCAGCAACCGAGGGGGCCACCACACCGCUGCUCAGGCGCCUGCGUGCUCCUACGGCUUCGCCCAGCCAAACCCCUCGCCGCCCCCCCCAGCACGGUGGGGACCCCAGCCAGAGCGAUGCCCACUCCUCGCUGCCCAAGCUCACCCUCCGCAAUGGCCUCGAACCUCCUGAGCCAUGGGCAGCCCCGUAA
This is a messenger RNA of Haliaeetus leucocephalus (bald eagle), 750 nucleotides long. Its product is annotated as putative protein TPRXL. The transcript is spliced from 5 exons. Bases 1 to 750 code for a protein of 249 amino acids. The record is from RefSeq and is a predicted model, not a curated record. NCBI's taxonomy places the organism in Eukaryota, Metazoa, Chordata, Aves, Accipitriformes, Accipitridae.